Colletotrichum orchidophilum is the source of this 1176-nucleotide messenger RNA. RefSeq lists its product as uncharacterized. Gene Ontology annotation, biological process: cell wall mannoprotein biosynthetic process; protein N-linked glycosylation. The record is from RefSeq and is a predicted model, not a curated record. The transcript has a single exon. Bases 1 to 1176 code for a protein of 391 amino acids. NCBI's taxonomy places the organism in Eukaryota, Fungi, Ascomycota, Sordariomycetes, Glomerellales, Glomerellaceae. Gene Ontology annotation, cellular component: mannan polymerase complex. Gene Ontology annotation, molecular function: alpha-1,6-mannosyltransferase activity.
AUGGCCCGUCCCAUGGGGUCAGUUCGCUUGAAGAAGGCGAAUCCGGUGACACUUGUUCUCGGCGCUGUUCUUUGCAUCUUCAUCAUCGUCUUUCUCGUCGGGCCCUCCAAGACAACGAAGGCAGAGCCGGCCGGUACCGCUUCCCACCAUCUAUCGCCACCCACGGCCCCCUAUCGAAAGAAGGCCAAGGGUGACACGAGACCGCCGCCCGUCGUCCGCUACAACCUCAACAAUGUCACCAUCACGACCGAUCCCAUCGGCAACCGCGAAUCCGUCCUCAUCCUGACGCCAAUGGCGCGUUUCUACCAAGGAUAUUGGAACAAUCUCUUGAACCUCAACUACCCCCACGACCUCAUCUCGCUCGGCUUCAUCCUUCCCAAGACCAAGGAGGGAAACGCGGCGACGGCGGAGCUGCAAGAGCAGAUCACCAAGACCCAGGGCUCGGAGAAGAACCGCUUCAAGAGCAUCAUCAUCAUGCGCCAGGACUUUGAGCCGGCCAUCGCGUCCCAGGACGAGGUUGAGCGACACAAGAUGGAGAACCAAAAGGCCAGGCGAGCGGUCAUGUCCAAGGCCCGCAACUCGCUGCUGUUCACGACCCUGGGACCACAGACGUCGUGGGUGCUGUGGCUCGAUGCGGACAUUAUCGAGACGCCGCCGUCCCUGAUCCAGGAUCUGGCGGCGCAUGACAAGCCUGUCAUCGUGCCCAAUUGCUUCCAGCGGUACAUGAACACCGAAACCAAGAAGAUGGAAGAGCGGCCCUACGACUUCAACAGCUGGCAAGACAGCGAGAUCGCGCAGAAGAUGGCCGAGACGAUGGGUCCAGACGAUAUUCUGCUUGAGGGAUACAAAGAGAUGCCGACGUACCGCGCGUUGAUGGCGUACUUGGGCACCGACGAGAAGGACAAGCAAGCGGUGAUCCCCUUGGACGGCGUUGGCGGCACUGCAUUGCUCGUCAAGGCAGAUGUCCACCGCGACGGAGCCAUGUUCCCUCCCUUCUCUUUCUAUCAUCUCAUUGAGACCGAAGGUUUCGCCAAAAUGGCGAAGCGCUUAGGCUGGCAGCCGUUCGGACUCCCGAAUUACAGAGUAAGCAUAUUCCCCAAGGGCCUCGUUAUUGUCGUCGAUCGACCCACCCGCUCACAACAAUUCAGGUCUAUCACUACAAUGAGUAAUGGCUAG